Engraulis encrasicolus (European anchovy) is the source of this 2533-nucleotide messenger RNA. Its product is annotated as protein JTB-like. The coding region runs from base 115 to 672 and encodes 185 amino acids. The transcript is spliced from 6 exons. Gene Ontology annotation, cellular component: membrane; centrosome; cytoplasm. Lineage: Eukaryota; Metazoa; Chordata; Actinopteri; Clupeiformes; Engraulidae. The record is from RefSeq and is a predicted model, not a curated record. Gene Ontology annotation, biological process: mitotic cytokinesis.
CCUUCAUGUGUUUCUCUGUCUCGAUUUGUGCUUGUGUUUUGACGUCGGUAUCCUGUCAUGGGACAGUCAUGCUAGUUUUGUCCAGGUUAGCCUGCCAGAAGACGGAUAGGCUGCAUGCAUGAUAUUGAGAGAAGUUCUUUCUCAACUUUCUCGAAACUUCAACAACAUUUGUGGUUUAUUCAACCCAGAAACAACAGGUGGAAUUGGGUUGUGGUGCAAACACAAAGGAUGGGUGUUUCCCGAGCAGCAGUGUGGGCAAGACUUUCAGCCAGUCUCUUGCUCCUGGCUGUAAUGGCUGACAGGGUGUUUGGUGCUGCUUUGCUGGAGCAACAAAACUCUACAGAGUUGGUUCCUGGAGUUCCUGGUAGUCCCUGUUGGCAGAUGGAGGCUUUCAUGGUACAGGUGGAGUGCUCUCCAUGCAACGCCAUUCAGACAAAAUGGCAGAAUGCUUGUCGUUCCACUGGAUAUGUUGAACAGGUGGUCUGUGUGAACUCUAAGAAGACUGACUUUAAAAGCUGCCACUCUGCGGUGCGGGAGGAGAGCGUGUUCUGGAGGUUUGAGGCGGUGAUGAUGAGCUUGACGGUGCUCUUUGUGCUCGUGGUGGUGAAGCGCCACAGAGUCCUGGACCGCAGAGCAUCAGAACGCGUCCGCAAACAACUAGAAUCCUCAUGAAGGCAGACAUGAUUAGGGGAGUUCUGAAUGUUUGCAGAUCUACAGUACAGGUGGUGUGUUGUUGUUGUUGUUGAAUGUCUGCAGAUGUACAGGCAGGGCUCUAAAUUAACUUUUUGCAUCACCAGCCAAAAUUGCUAGUAGAACUUCAUCUUAUUAGCCAAGCACACACUCACUAAUUGGUCAAAGUGGCUAGUAAGUUUGUCUUCUCUACCAGCCAAACUGAAAUUUCACCAGCAUUUGACUGGUGUUAAUCUAGUGCCCUGCAGGGGAGUAUUCCAAGAACCUGGUUCAGUAGUAAGCCAGGUUAAGUUAACCUUGAGGUAGGGUAGGGGUAAAUCACCUAAUAGAGGAGCUUUCGAUAACACUUUAUUUUAGGGAUACAUCUAUUAGCACUAAUACAUACAAUGUUAAUGCCUGCAUAAGUAACUUGUAAGGCAUGUACUAAGCAAACGCUAAGGCCUACUAGGUCCUUACUAAGGCUGAAUUGGUAAUAAAUCCCUUAUUGUGCAUGAACAAGACAUUUGCGAAUACAUGGCUAACAAAUGUUUGAUUUUGCUUUGUACAUGCCUUAUAAGUUACUUAUACAGGCACAUUGUAUGUAUUAGUGCUAAUAGAUGUAUCCCUAAAAUAAAGUGUUACCGAGCUUUCAGUCCUUAUCACAGGCAACUUACAUACAGCCUUCAAACUCGCCAUCCGACCUGUGUCUGCAGUUCAGCUAGGGGCGCUGUCGAGAGAGCGCAGCCCAUUCAUUGAAUGGAGUCUGCACUCCUCCGUUGGCACCCCUAGAGUGCAGUACCACCCGGAAAAGUGGUGAGUGGAGUCUCUCGGAAUACACUUAGAGCCUCUCUGGUCCUUAUUUUCUUAAGUAAAUGACACGUGUGGACUAUCUAUUAGCAUGUUUAUCACUUCCUGUAGGUUAAGUCAGCCAAGUUAAUCACUGAACAAUGUUCUUGGAGUACAUCCCAGGUGGUGUGGUUCUGAAUGUUGCAUUAUGAGAUGUGAUGUGUCUGCCUCUCCUCAUUGCCUUAACCCAUUGAUGCCUGAUGUUGCAUUUCGCAACAUUGGCCCUGGCGCCUGGAGCUGCAUUACGCAACAUUCAGGCUCAUGAGAUUUGAGACAACUUUACUAUUAAAAAUCUCUGUUUGUUUGAGAUGAAUGAACACAUUCUAAUGAAAGAUGAGGGUCUUAGCGUUUAAAUGCAACUUAGUGCAUAUUUUUAUGUGCUUCAGAAGCUGAGAUAUUUAGGUUUUUAUAGGCUGAGGGCAGCUUUCCUUAAAAAGGGCUUAGGCAUUCAGCACCCUUUUUUGCAGGUGCCAUAGGCGUCAAUGGGUUAAGAGGCCUCAUUUAGUGACGCAAAUAAUUACUACUGAAAGGUCGUAGUACCUUAGAGGUUAAAAAUGUAGUCUGAGAUCAAAAAAUGAUCCAUAAUUAUAUCAGUGACUGGUUGUCAUAUGCCUUGCACUCUUCAGUGAAUAGUUUACCUCCAAAACUGCACUGCAAAACAGCAUCUGUAAUGAAGUGUUUUUUUAUGAAGUGUCCUUAUUAGAAGAAGCAUUCCUGUAUUUAUUGGUUGUAUUGUGAGUUGCAACAUUUAUAGAAAAGGACUGUGUGAUGCUCAAGUUUAAGCAGUUUACAAUAACUCAAAGUUUGUUCAAAUGGUUAAAACAAAACAAGGGUUUUGUUUUGGUGAUGUGUAGGUUCUUUAUCUUUGUUUUAAGUUUAAUACUGAAAGAAUUUAAUACCGACCUUCUCUCAAGGUCAUACCUGAUACCAUUCACUGGAAUUUAGGAGCGAGGUUCAAGCCCCUAAAAAGACAAAUGUAUAAGAAAGACAAAUGUAAAAGUAAAAGUUGUGAACUAUA